Molecule: messenger RNA, 2385 nt
Organism: Dothidotthia symphoricarpi CBS 119687
Lineage: Eukaryota; Fungi; Ascomycota; Dothideomycetes; Pleosporales; Dothidotthiaceae
Product: OPT oligopeptide transporter
Exons: 1
Coding region: 1-2385 (794 amino acids)
Biological process (GO): transmembrane transport
Molecular function (GO): oligopeptide transmembrane transporter activity
Source: RefSeq, a predicted model, not a curated record
AUGACAACGCCUGAGCUUGGAAACAAGGCGACGGCCAAGGCGGCCCAAGCAAGCGAAGAACUUGGCCCGGUCCACCUGAACAAGGACAUCGAGUUCCACACCACCGAAACGACAUCGCAAGCGCGGCUCAAUGCCGAAGACACCACUGCUGCGGUUGAGGAAGAGGCCCAAGAUGAUCCAGAGAUUGCCCAGCUACCUCUCAUCGUUCGUCAGCUCGUCUCUCUUGACGAUGAUACCACCCUACCCACCAUCACGUUUCGAUACUUCGUCUUAUGUGUCGUAUUUGUCGUGCCAGGAGCUUUCCUGUCACAGAUGAGCCAUUUCCGGACAACACAGGCACCUUACUCCAUCUUCUUCGUUCAGAUUGCAUGCCACUAUGCUGGACACUUCCUUGCCGAGCGUCUUCCUGCAUGGCAGGUCCGGUUGCCCCUUGGCUAUGGCUUCAAUCUCAAUCCUGCGCCGUGGAGCAUCAAAGAACACGUUCUGGUCACAUUGACUGCAGCAUCUGGAGCAACAUAUAAUCUUGGCUACACUCCGAUCUCGAUGGCCGAGCUCUAUUAUGACACCAAGAUCGAUCCCGCCGUUGCUAUCUUCUUCAUGCUUGCUAUUGUAUGGGUCGGCUAUGCCAUUGCUGCCAUCGCUCGCUCACUCCUUCUGUGGGAACCAGAAUACAUCUGGCCACAAGCACUCAUGCAGACGACUUUGUUCGAAACGUUCCGCAAGCAAGACCGCCGUAGCAAGCUCGCCAAACGACAGAUGAUCAUCUUCUUCUCUUGCCUGAUUGGAAUGACACUUUGGCAAUUUCUGCCCGAGUACAUAUUCCCUUUCACCUCUUCGCUCGCGUUGCUCUGUUGGGUGGCUCCGAAGAACUCAGUCGCAAAUUUCAUCGGCUCUGGACUGGGUGGCAUGGGCUUCCUGAAUCUCUCCCUUGACUGGUCCAACAUAAACUGGAACGGAUCGUCCAUCCUUAUUACUCCAUUUUGGACACAGACAAUCCUCUUCCUUGCCUUUGCGUUCAACUGCUGGAUUCUCAUUCCCGCAGCAAAGUGGGGGAAUCUAGGAUCGUACAAACAUGGGCUGAUGUCCAACUCGCUACUGAUGGCGAACGGCACCAAGUACCCCACUCUCAAGAUUGUCAACAGUGACUUCAGCUUGAAUCAGACAGCCUACGAGGAAUAUGGGCCGGUGUACAUGGGAAUACAAAACAUCUGGGCAACCUUCUUUAGCUACGCCAAAUUACCUUCUGCGUUUAUUUGGAUGGCCACUUUUGGAGCGACUCAGAUUAUGUCAACGUUCAAGAAGAACAUGGCUGCAAGACGUGCACGUGCAGGAGCAGGAAAACAACAACCUGGCAGUCACGGGCCUGCUCCAAAUAUACACCACCAAUAUACCGAUCGUCUCAACGUCCUCCAGCGAUCUUACAAAGAAGUCCCUGGCUGGUGGUUUGGAGCUCUCUUUCUCGCGGGCUUGGUUAUGCUCGUUGCAAUUAUCGGCUCGGGUCAGCUUUUUGUGCCUGUCUGGACUGUAUUUGUUGCUCUUGCGACUGGUGUCGUUAUCGUGGUACCUCUUGGCUAUCUGUACGCAAUCUCAAACUAUCAAGUGGCAAUCGGCGAUUUCAACGAACUCAUGUAUGGAUACAUGGUACACACAUCGGCCGGUUCAGGUCAUCAUCACCCUUGCGGUCCCUCCGUCUACGGGUCCAUCGCUGGUGAUGCUUGGUACAGAGCCCAAUACAUGCUCCAAGACCAGAGAAUAGGGCAUUACAUGCACAUUCCUCCGCGUACUGUGUUCUUCAGCCAGGUGUUUGGUAGCGUGUUAGGUAUACCCAUCAACUACGGCGUUGUACGAUGGGUUCUGAACACCAAGUUUGACUACUUAUCUGGUGCGAAGAGUGAUCCUCUUCAUCAAUGGACUGGGCAGUCACUCGUCAGUUCGAACACAUUAGGCGUUCAGUACGCAGUCAUUGGUCCGAGUAGGAUGUUCAGCCAGCAUGUCUUCAAGCCCUUACCAUGGGCCUUUCUCUUCGGCACCUUCGCGCCCCUCGUUCUAUUCGCUCUGCACCGCGCAUUCCCGAAAUCGAAGUUGAAGUUUCAUCUUUGGAACACGACAAUCUUCUUUUCUGGGAUGGCUGUGUUCUACGGCAACCUCUCGACGGGGUAUUUCAGUGCUUACGUUGGUGGAUUUAUCGCCAUGUAUUGGAUCUUCCGAUAUCACUUCCAGGUCUGGAAGAGGUACAACUACAUCGUUGCUGCCGCUCUGGACGCGGCCUUUAAUCUCAACAUGCUACUUAUUUUCUUGUUUUUCGGGAGUGGAAAGCAAAUCAGCAUGCCGAACUGGUGGGGUAAUAAUGAAGACAACAUAGAGAGGUGUUUUGCGUUGGAGUAG